Messenger RNA from Pangasianodon hypophthalmus (striped catfish), 1461 nucleotides. RefSeq names its product DNA transposase THAP9. Lineage: Eukaryota; Metazoa; Chordata; Actinopteri; Siluriformes; Pangasiidae. The record is from RefSeq and is a predicted model, not a curated record. Bases 1 to 558 code for a protein of 185 amino acids. The transcript has 5 exons.
AUGCCCGAGUACCAUGCCGAGUCUGUGCGCUUCAGAGAGUUUCAAAUCUACAUCAUACAGGACCACUCCUAUGCAUUGCCUGCAUCUCCCACUGGUCUAAAGACCAGAUUCUGUGAAGCCUUGGCUAGAGUGGAGAGUCUGGAGCACGAGUUGAGGAAUGUGAAGGACUGGGAACGGAGGGCAAAGAAGACUGCACGUGAUCUUCUAGAAGAUCUGAAGGGAAAGAACCUUAUAAAUGAAGAUCUGAAAGAGAGACUCAGUUUCUACUCUGAUCUUCCGGUAGUCCUCCUACAGGGCCAUGAGUACACAAAAGAACAGAGGGAGUUUGCCCUCACUCUUCAUUUACAUGGUCCAAAAGCCUAUAACUAUUUGAGGAAGUCUCUUCAUCUUGGCCUCCCACAUCCACAUACAUUACAGAGGUACCUGUCUGUCAUGGGGUUCAUCAUCAACAUUGAUACCCUCAUGUUGUUGAUUCCUGAGCUGCUACAGUUUCAGCGAUAUGUCUGCACCUAUCGAUUUAGCCAGGAUCACUUGGAGCUCCUCUUCAAUUCUAUCUAGGCAUCAGGAGGCUGGAAUAACAAUCCUACUGCAAACCAGUUCCAGGGCACUUUCCGCCAUCUCAUGGUCCAGUGCGGUGUCUCACCAAGCAUUUCGGGAAAUGUAAUAGAACAGAAUGAGACUGUGUCCCUAUCGGCUGUUGAGAUGUCGUCGACUCUAGCAGCAGAAGAAUCUGAAGACCUUCCAUCCCCUUUUGUAAACAUCGCUGCACUUGGCUACCUGCCAACUCGUCUUGGGAGCCUUGUGGACAAUGCCCUUGUGUACAUUCAGGGUUUGUCGUUCGUCAGAUUUGAGGAAGCUGUCCUGUGAUGUGUGCUGUGCUAGCUUGGUGACAGAUGCUGUAUCUGCAUCAUUUGAUCAGAGCUACCACUUGCUUACACUGAAAAACAAUGGAGGACUGAUGAUUCCUUCUGAAGGUACAGUGAAGGUGGUCAGAUCAGCUGAGUGGUUUAUUCGCCAGUCAUCCUCUGGGAAAGCCGUCAAAGUGUCCUUGAUCAGUCAACUUGUCCGAGCUGAGAUUGGCUCAGAGGAUGUGUUUUGUCUCAAGGAGCACAUUGAGGAAACACAGUUUGGAAUUGACAACCAUCAUUUUUCUCUCUUGUCAUUAGUUGUGUCUGUCUUCCACAAACUAAGGAUGCACCACAUUGCCAAACUGAACACACUUACACUUCAGAGUGGCAACUUGAGAAAAAAGCUCUGCAAAGCAGUUUUUUUCAAAGGGUUUUAGCUCUUGCACUCUGCAACCCUACAAAGGAUUAACGAUUAUAGAUGAUUUAUAGAUAUUAUAUAGCUUUUAAUGUUGUUAUUAUUAUUAUUAUUACUUAUUGUACUAUUCAUUACUCACUAUUUACCUUUUUAUUGUCUAUAUCAUUUUGCAAUUGAUAUUACAUACUAUUUGAUAUU